Helicoverpa armigera (cotton bollworm) is the source of this 5126-nucleotide messenger RNA. Its product is annotated as octopamine receptor beta-2R. The transcript has 6 exons. Gene Ontology annotation, molecular function: octopamine receptor activity. Bases 318 to 1508 code for a protein of 396 amino acids. The record is from RefSeq and is a predicted model, not a curated record. Gene Ontology annotation, biological process: adenylate cyclase-activating adrenergic receptor signaling pathway. NCBI's taxonomy places the organism in Eukaryota, Metazoa, Arthropoda, Insecta, Lepidoptera, Noctuidae. Gene Ontology annotation, cellular component: plasma membrane.
AGAUUCUAUGAACUACUCUUGAUUUUGGAUGUGAAGCGGAAAGAGCUGCGAUGACCUAAGAUCGAAAAGAACCUUUUACAAAAUGAAGAACUGAGAAAAAUCGAAGAUGCGUAAUGAAAUUCUGCUUCAAAACUUCAACGAAGAGGCGGUGAAGAAGAAAAUGAGUACUAUACUCAAAAGUGUUAUUUUCAAAAGUUUAUAAAGUACUUGUAAUAAUGUGCGAAGAUACCGAGUCACUGAAAUACACUGCGUGUAAGGUUGGCGGCCGGAUUGUCAGUGAAACGGAGAUAAAACGAGCCAGAUAAAGGCCACCCCAUAUGGAUCGCGAAAAUUUAACCCACCACGCGGCAGUGAACGCGACUGUCAACGUGACCACCAACGGCACAGUCGCGGAGACAGACGACGAUGACUUGACGCAGAGCAUAUUCUUCAAGCUGAGGAUCACGGUGUUGCUGCUCAUCGUCAUCAUGGCGGUGCUGGGCAAUAUGCUGGUCAUAGUCAGUGUUAUGAGGCACAGGAAACUCCGCGUAAUCACCAACUACUUCGUGGUCUCCCUCGCGUUCGCCGAUAUCCUAGUGGCCAUGGUGGUAAUGCCGUUCAACUUCAGCGUCCAAUUCUACAAUAGCUGGCUCUUCGGACCAACGAUAUGUGACCUCUGGAACUCCUCCGAUGUAUACUUCACUUCCACGUCGAUUCUACAUCUGUGUUGCAUAUCGGUGGAUAGGUACUACGCUAUUGUGAAGCCCUUGAAGUAUCCUAUUAAGAUGACGAAGAAGAUGGCAUUCAUCAUGUUAGCAGCAACAUGGUUAAGUCCAAUCACGAUAUCCUACGUCCCAAUAUUCAUGGGCUGGUACACAACGAGUGAUCAUCUAAAAGUCCAAAAAGCUGACGAGUGCGAAUUCAUAGUCAACAAGCCAUACGCCGUCAUAUCCAGCUCAAUAUCUUUCUGGAUUCCUUGUACCAUAAUGCUGUUCACAUACUACGCUAUAUUCCGAGAAGCGAAUCGACAGGAGAAAAACCUUCACGCCAGAGCUGGCAAUGCUAUGCUCAUGCAUAGACAUUCUCGAGAAGUGGGCGACAAAAAUGGCGCCUUACACAUAAACGCUACCACUCCGACAAAGGAUAGAAAUAUCCUCAAAAUGAAGAGAGAACACAAGGCAGCUAGGACUUUGGGCAUUAUCAUGGGAGCCUUCAUCCUCUGCUGGUUACCUUUCUUCCUAUUCUACGUGUCAACGUCAUUGUGUGACUCGUGCCGGUGUCCCGAAGUCGUCACAGUGAUCAUGUUCUGGACUGGUUACUUCAACUCAGCGUUGAACCCAAUCAUUUACGCGUAUUUCAAUAGAGACUUCCGUAAUGCGUUCAAGAACACUUUAGCUUGUGCGUUCUGCAGUUUUUGUAGGAGAAGUGCUUCGGACCUUGAUGCUCUAGAGCGGUUAGAUAGGAGAGGUUCGGCGAACCUGAGGGUGCCAGUACCUUCUAGGAGAACAUCAGACCUAGCAUCGCUUUGAAUAUCGCCAAAGUGUGAGGUGACCACGGUUUGAGAGGCCUAGUGUAGUCUCAACGAAAUAUUUAAGGACAUACGUGUACUUAUUCCCAAAGUUGAUGUGAUUUAUUUAGAAUCGUCGAUGUAUAAAUAAUUUUGUAUAGAAAAAUAUACGUACGUGUCGUGUUAGGUAUGAAUUUGUAUAUCCUGUGAAAAAUAAUACAGAAACUGUAAUGUAAUAUAAGUAUAACACACAAGAAACGCAGUUUUUUGUAUUAUUAUUUGCAAAUGAAGGAGUAGAUAAUUAAAUGUAUUAAAUCUGAUAGUAUUAAAUAACUAUCAAUUCUAAACCAAAGAUUUUAUUUUUUCUACUUUUGAAAAUAUUUUUGGUUUAGGAUCAGAAUUUCAGCACAAACGGACAUGUUUCCUUUAUCAUUUUUACGAAAUGAAUGUUUAACAUAAUGUUUUUAUUCUAAACUCACUCUAUGUUUUAAAUAUUGAACCUAUACAUUUUUAUUUUACCUGACCCAUUUAAGCAAAAUAUGUAGAUAAGUAAUUAAAAACUUAUAGAAAAAAUAUUAAAUGAGGCUAAAACGAACGAAGUCUACUUCAUCGAAGUUUUUCGUGAAACGAAAAAAUACAAACAAAAGCUCUGUAAGUAAUUAUAGAACGAAAAGGAUCAAAUUGUAAAUAUGUAGUCAUUAAUUAAAAUUUAACUCAUUAAUGCGUAUAUAUUUUUUUAUUUUUCUUCACGUAGUAAUUUUUUAUAUUUGUCUGUUAUUAAUUUUAUUUUUCUACUUUAUAUACCAUUUUUUACUUUUUCUCAUCUGAAUUUUAUUGAACAACAUAGUUAAAAAACAUUAUUGUAUGAUAGAAUCAUUCCAUAAAAGAACAUUUUAAAGUCAUUUUCUGAUAAAAUACAUAAUGUAGGCUGUUUUAUAUUUACGGGCCUAAAUAUAAGAUAUAACUAAUUUUAAAAGAGGCCAAAGUGUUGUAAAUAUUUAAUUAUUAGAUUUUAAUGUAAAAUUAAAUGAAAUAAAUUAUUGUUAGCUGUAAAAAGGCCGUAUAUAGGCCGUAGUUAAUUUAAGUAAAAUAAUUAUAAAAAUAUGAAUAAAUUUUCAUUUUUCAGUCCAGCAACUAAAUAUUGACUUUGGAAAUAGUAAUGUAAAUCGUACAGAAUAUAAUAAUAAUAAUUAAACAUUUUAAAACAAGGAAUAGGUUAUCUUGACUUAACGAAAUAUAGUCUAAAGUGUUAGGCAAAGUCAAUAAUUAGGUGUUUUCAUUUUUUCUUAAUAACCAUUUAGAAUAAAUAAGUUUCAUUUAAAAUACAAAACUUUUGUAAAUUAAUUUAACAACAAAACAUGAAUAAAUCGUACGUAAUAAUUAGACUUUUUGUAAAUAGUAUUUAUCGAAUAGUCAGUCUUGUAGAUAGAAAAUAGUCUUAAAAUAGUAUAAUAUCAGUCAUCUAGUAUUAAUAAUAACGAUUUUAUUUAAAUUAAAAUAGGAAGAUACUAUAAUGGGGACAAAUAACGCUUCAAUAGAGAAAAAAAGGAUUUUUAAUAUAAUUAUUAUUGAUGUGCUACGGUAAAUAACCAACCUGUUAGAUUUGAUGUGUUAGUGUUGUGUCAAAACUCAUCGAUUAAAUAUUUAUAGAUAAUUACUAACUUGAACUAAUAUUCAAGGCACUGUCCGCUUCCCAGUAUUGUAGACAUUUCCUCCAAAGGUUUUGAUUAUUUUGAAAUUAUUUUUUUAUUUUAAACUUCAGAUCUUUGAUUAUACUUUUUGAUUGGUGAAAAAAAAUCCUGUCUUAUCCUAACCUGUCUUGAUGUCCCACUUUGAUUAAUAUAACAACUGUUCAAGACAUUACACUUUUCACAAGUUAAAUACAAAUCGUGAAAGAAAUCUUGUAGGUAUUUGAUGAAAAAAGGUUUAGAUCUGUCCUUUUUUCGGAUUCAAUAGGAUUUUUACCACUAUUACAACAUUAAGUACACGGUAAAAUAUACCUGUCUGUUAUUUUUUUAUUUUGUCUGUUGAUAUCGAAAUCUGUAUUAUAGUCCACAGUGGAUACUUUUUGUUACCUCUUACGUCCAAAGAUAUUAAUAUAAUAAUAUUCAUUUCUGUCGUGUCAAUGUCCAUGUUAAUCACGUUAGCUUGUUUUUUCGCGUUCUCAUAAACUGUUGGGAAAUUGUUGUUUGAAAAGGAAAACGUAAUGUUUUGUUUCCUAAUAUAAGCCAAAUAUUGCUAUUUGUUUACAUGGAUUUUGAGUUUGUCGUUAAAAACACCUAUAAUAAAAUAGAAACUAGAAUUUAAUGUCAAAAUGUGAGCGACACUGUGGUCAUUCUAAUAAUUUAGGCAGAAAAAAUAAUGGUCAAAAUAAAUGAACCUGUUUUUGGUUUCAAACAACAAUUUCUAUAUUCGCUAUUGUAAAUUCAAUGUGUCUUCCUUUUGAAUAAGUAACAUAGGCUCAAAGUAUAUGUAAAAAAAUAGAAAAAGAAAAUUUUAGCAUGUAAAAUUUUUAGUAAACCAUAUACUAUAAUAUAGCCAAUUUUUAGUGUUUAUAGUAUGUGCGAAAUUGUAAAAUAGCACGUACGGGCUGUAAAUGUAAAAAAAGUAAUAAUAAAUGGUUGUGACUCCUAAUAGAUAUUACAACUAACUUUCUAACAAUAUUAAUCAUAUCUGAAAACUUACUUUCUUCAACUUAACCAGUUUUUUUUAAUUCUACUGUACAUAGUUUGGUAUAUAAAGUACAAUACCUACCAAAAAUACAUAAAUUCGUGUUGAUAAGUUAAAAUUGUUCUUCUCCUAUUUUUCUUUUCAAAUCCGUCCAUUAUUUUUUGUUUUGUUUUAAUCUGUUUUCCACUAGUUCGAAACCUAUUAGCUUGUUGUGAUUUCAGAAAAUAAAUGUGUUAGAAAUUUGUAGACGAAUAUCAAUGUGGAAUUUCAGAGAAUAAUGUACAUAAAAUCAAUGUUUGUCAGUUUUUAAAGUGUAGAUAUCUAAUAUUAAAACGUAUAUUAGUAUUUAUUUUACAAAAUAGUUGAAUCCACUAGAAUUUACAGUAAAAUAGAUAAAAAACAGCAAUAUUAUGUAAUUUAAAGAAACCAUUAUGUGUAAUAAUAAGUAGAUCUGUGUAUAGAAUAGAUUUCUUCAACGUGAAAUCUUUGCAUCUCAUAUAUUUAAUUUAUUACAUUUUCUAUGCAAAUGGUUGUUAGCAAAAUGUUUUUUAUAGUUUUUUUUUAGAAAUUAAUUGAUGUUUUAAACUCGUUUUAAUGAUUUGUCUGUUGUAUCCUACGAUACUGUGAUAGUAUAUCAUUGUUAGUGAAUUUAAAAUAAACGUCAUCACAAAUCCUAUUAUUUUGAUAUUCAUUAAAUCUAGUUUUAUCGAGAUUUUACUAAAAAAAUAUAUUUUUAAUUUAUUUUAUUAUGUAAAGUUGUAAAUAUUCUGUUUAUUGCCAUACGUGAUAAUAUAUAGAAAAAAUAAUAUUUAAAUUAAUUAAUGUAUUAUUAUUGCUAUUAUAAAAUUGUUUAAAUUAUUUAAAAAAUAAUGAUGCGUGGUGCGACUUUAACCUUUAGGUAUUUACCUAAUAUGUGCGUGUAAUCAAAUGCUUUUUGCAAAAAUAAACGAAAAUUGUUUCGUAUAUAAUA